Messenger RNA from Misgurnus anguillicaudatus (oriental weatherfish), 2957 nucleotides. NCBI's taxonomy places the organism in Eukaryota, Metazoa, Chordata, Actinopteri, Cypriniformes, Cobitidae. The record is from RefSeq and is a predicted model, not a curated record.
AGUGGUGACGUAAUUCGUUCUGCGCUGCGGAUCGUCAGUAGGAUAGGGGAAACGAGUUUGUGCGGUGAAUCAAAUUAUAAACAAACAAUUUAUUUGUUUUAAAAUGUCACAAAAGCUAUUUUAAAUAAUACUAGAAUAUUGCAAUACUUUAUUUUAAACUACUAAGAGUAGUUUAACAAGGGCUAACGUUUAUGCAAGCCAAGGCGAAGAGUUUUACUUUUCGAUUCAGUUCAUCUAUAAAUACUGUGAAGAAGUCAAACAAGCAGCUGCUGUCACAACACAUUCAACUACUCUACUAUUCUGAUCCACUGUUGUAAUGAUGGAGUGUGUUAAAGAGGAGACUGAUCCUGAAUCAUUCACAAUAACACCUCAACAUACUCAACAACAAACAGACUUGGUGGAAGUAAAAAAGGAAGAUCAAGAUCACAACGAAAUGAAGGAUGAAGAUCAGGACCACAAUUAUAUGACUGACAGCUUCUCAGAAACUGAUGAGAAAUCCCCUCAAGAAAGGGAUGAAGCCAAAAAUGUUUUUGCAUGCCAUCUUUGUGACUUGGAAGUGAAAGAGGAAGAUCAAGAACACAAGGAAAUGAAGGAUGAACAUCAGGACCACAAUUAUAUGGCUGUCAGCUGCUCAGAAACUGAUCAGAAAUCCCCUCAAGAAAGAGUUGAAGCCAAAGAUGUUUUUGCAUGCCAUCUGUGUGAUAAGACUUACUCACUAAAAGUGAACCUAACACGUCACCUAAAGCUUCACGAUGAAAGGCCCCAUGCAUGCUCCCAGUGUGAGAAGACUUUCCUCCAUAAAAGUCAACUUCGGUAUCACGUGAUGAGUCACACAGACUUGAUGGGAGUGAAAGAGGAAGAUCAGGAACACAAUGAAAUUAAGGAUGAACAUCAGGACGACAAUUUUUUGACUGACAGCUGCUCAGAAACUGAGGAGAAUUCAUCUCAAGAAAGUACUAAAGCCAAAAAUGUUUUUGCAUGCCAUCUUUGUGCUAAGACUUUCUCAAGAAAAGGGUACCUAAGGUAUCACCUAAAGAUUCACAGUGGUGACAGGCCUCACGCAUGCUCCCAUUGUGAGAAGACUUUCAUCCAAAAUAGCCACCUCAUGUUUCACAUAAAAGCAGCGCGCCCUGGGCAGUAGCGACUCCACUCCCAGUUGGUCCAGUUGAUUUGGAGAUGUUUCGGCGAAGCACAGGUAGGUCUGUUUGCCUUCCCAGUGACGACCCACUGCCACCUGUUUUCUCUCUAACCAAGGGAACACUCGGUUCAGAGAGGAGCGUGACCUACUAGUGGCUCCAUACUUGCCCACCAGGACGUGGUUUCCGGAACUCCUGCUCCUCACAACAGCCCUCCCAGGCAGAUUCCCAGAGGAAGGACCUUCUUUCUCAUGGAGGGGCACAAAGUGGACCCCAUGUCCAGACCUGUGGAAUCUCUAUGUGUGGUCUUUGGACAGGACGUGGAAGUUCUAAGUGGCUAACCCCAGGAGGUAGCCAACACCAUCGCUUUAGCCCGAUCACCAUCCACAAGACACGCUUAUGCGCUGAAAUGGAACCUUUUUGUUAACUGGUGUUCCUCUCUUUAAAAGGAGCACCGGAGAUGCCCGAUCAACAUCGUGCUUUCUUUCCUUCAGCAGCGGCUGGAGAGGAGGCUGCACCCCUCCACCAUCAAAGUAUACUUUCAAACUUGUCAGUUACUGUUAAAAAGUGGUGGGGACAAAAGAUCAGAUGAAAAAACAUUACAGCAGGAUGGGAAAAAUAUUGAAUAACUGCGCAUCAAAAAUGGCACAAAACAACACAAAAAUACUCAGCAUAAAUCCCUCAACAAUGUCGACAGCACGUGUAACAGUCCCUGCAACACUAGCUCAACCGAACAGUGCCAAAGCACCAUACUGUAGAAAACAGCAGCGCGUUAAGUCAAUGAUUACAAUGAAAUUCAUUACCUAUAUAUAAAAAAACACAUCAUAAGCAUACAACGCAACAUAUGUCACCCUGGACCACAAAACCAGUCGUAAGUCGCACAGGUAUCGCUUGAUUUUUCAGAACAUUUUAACCAAAUGCUUUCAAAAAGUGGUUGGGACAGAAUAAGCCAUUUCAAAAAGUGCUGUCCCCAGCGUCCCCAGUGACACAUAUGGUGAUGGUUAUUACAGCUCUUUCAUUAAAACAUUUAAUAAUUUCACAGCAGAUUUAAAGUGCAUGAUUACUGCAAGUACCUACAAUUACUGAUCAUUUUGAGAAAACUUUGAUGUGACUUAAAGCAUUUUCACUUGACAUUAAAUAGCAGAGAAUAAAGCAAUCGACCUUUAAAGGGACUUUUAUUGUGAUUUUUAAGGGACUUUUAUUAUGCUUCCUGGAGCAUUACGUGUGGUGACGUCAUAAGGAGUGCGCUGCCGCUCGUUUGUCGCGUGAGGAAAGAUAAAGGUGUCUGUUUGAGGUAAAUAAAACCAUAUAAAAUCCCCCACUACUUAUUGUAUUCAAAAAUGACUUUAAAUGUUUUUCCAAAGCCCUUAAUAAGAUGAAAGGUAAGAGUGCUAUGAAGCUGCUUGACUUAUUGACAUCAUUUAACUUAUUGUGAUAUUGCCCCUAAUAUUUAUCUUCAUGUAAAUUAUAAUUUCAGAUUUCUAUUUAUUUUUUUCUAAUUUUUCUUGUGUUGAGCCUGUAAUACUUAACUACACUGUGAAUGUAUAUUUACCUUUGUUGUUUACUUUUGUACUCAAUAAAAAAAACAUAUAAAAUAUGAUUCAAUUUUUUAACAAAUGUACCCUGACAUCAUAAAUGUUACUGAAGCAACUUUAGUCUUUAGAUAUAUUAAAAUAUUGUAAUACUUUAAUUUAAAAGUACUAGAGUAGAUCUCUUUUACAACAACAAUGAGUUACAUUUGGUCUCUGAAACAUGAACACACGAUGAAGAACAAAUGUUUACUUUCUUUUUUAAACCAUUAAGGUAUAUAUGUUUUUUAGA